Messenger RNA from Trichoplax adhaerens, 1272 nucleotides. RefSeq lists its product as uncharacterized. The record is from RefSeq and is a predicted model, not a curated record. Gene Ontology annotation, molecular function: calcium ion binding. Gene Ontology annotation, cellular component: protein-containing complex; plasma membrane. Lineage: Eukaryota; Metazoa; Placozoa; Uniplacotomia; Trichoplacea; Trichoplacidae. Gene Ontology annotation, biological process: heterophilic cell-cell adhesion; establishment or maintenance of epithelial cell apical/basal polarity. Bases 1 to 1272 code for a protein of 423 amino acids. The transcript is spliced from 11 exons.
AUGCACACGUUCAGCUGUACGAGUAAGGGAUGUAUUAAGAUCGUCUGGUCAGCUGAAAUUCGUGGCUAUGUGACAAUCCACUUGCUCAAGUAUUACAAUCAACACGAAAGAGAUUGGACUGGGGGGAAAUGCGAUACAUUCUCUGCUUGUAAUUACUAUUUUUACUUUUGUAUCGGUAAAUCCAAUCAAUAUGGCUGCCAAUAUGCAGCUUUUACUACCAUUAUGUUUGAUGGAAGUGAAAAUGUCAAUUUUCCAUCGGAUGUAAAAUUAACUGAUAGUGGCCGUAAAAACCCAAUUAUCUUUCCAAUUCACGAGCCUUGGACGGGUAAAUUUCGACUUCAUAUCACGGCCUAUGAUCAAGAUUAUUUUGAUGGACAAGACGAUCUCCUAGAUAGAUUUAAUAAUAAUAUUGACGUCUCACCUGGUCAUACCAAGACAUUUGUCUUAACCGAUUACAGGAUGUGUCGAACAAAUCCUUGCCGAAAUGGAGCUGCUUGUAUGAAUACAGGAUAUACGGGGAAAAACUGCGAAAAUAAUGUUAAUGAGUGCUUAUCUAGCCCUUGUCUCUCUGGCGGAACCUGUAUUGAUGGUAUUAAUGGUUAUACAUGCCAAUGUCCUAAUGAUUGGACUGGAAUUCGAUGUGAAAAAGAUCUUCAUAUCUGCCGAAAAUCACCAUGUCAAAAUGGAGGAUUUUGCCGCAAUACAGGACCAGAUGCAUAUACUUGUAUUUGCUUCCAUUCAUUUACUGGUCGACACUGUGAGCAAGAUUUAAAUUCCUGCCGAAGUUUACCUUGUCGCAAUGGUGGAACUUGCUUCAACAUUGGUAUCAAUCAAUUUCGAUGUAAUUGCCUUCCUGGACAUAAUGGUUCAGACUGUUCCAUAAAAAUUGAUGAAUGUGCAUCCGGUCCAUGUUCCAGAUUUUCUACUUGCGUCGAUGAUAUUAAUGGAUAUCGUUGUGUUUGCGCUACCAAUUACACCGGCGUACAUUGCCAUAAUGAUCUCAACGCUUGCAGAAACGAACCCUGCGAUAACGGCGGAAGUUGCCAUAAUAACGGGGCUAAUCAGUAUAAGUGUCUUUGUAGAGCUGGCUUUACUGGCCAACAUUGUCAGACAGAUAUCAAUGAAUGUGCUUCAAAUCCGUGUCAUCGACAGGGUUCAAAAUGCCUAGAUAGAAUUCAUGGUUAUGAAUGUUUAUGUCCAUCAGAUUGGACUGGAAAACAUUGCGAACAAGGUUAUUAUUUCAGAAAAUUACAACUACCAAAUGCUGGAUAG